AUGGCCGACGCAAAGAUCCACGAGUUCGAGAUCGCCGCCCUCGAAGAACACGAAUUUACCUCGGGUCCGCUCUCCAUCCUGCAGACCGCCGUGCGCUCGCAUACCCAGGUGCUGAUCUCUUGCCGCAACAAUCGCAAGCUGCUGGCGCGCGUGAAGGCUUUCGAUCGGCACUGUAACAUGGUGCUCGAAAACGUCAAGGAGAUGUGGACGGAGGCGCCCAAGACGAGCGGGGGGAAGAAGGGGCGCCCGGUGAACAAGGAUCGGUUUAUCAGUAAGAUGUUUCUGCGAGGUGACUCCGUCAUCUUAGUCCUCCUCAGCUGA
Drepanopeziza brunnea f. sp. 'multigermtubi' MB_m1 is the source of this 321-nucleotide messenger RNA. The record is from RefSeq and is a predicted model, not a curated record. NCBI's taxonomy places the organism in Eukaryota, Fungi, Ascomycota, Leotiomycetes, Helotiales, Drepanopezizaceae.